Durusdinium trenchii is the source of this 1314-nucleotide messenger RNA. The record is from the annotation of a GenBank genome assembly. NCBI's taxonomy places the organism in Eukaryota, Dinophyceae, Suessiales, Symbiodiniaceae.
AUGAGCAGCCAUGUCGCGAAAGUCAUGGAGCCACUGGAUGUGCUUGGAAACUGGAGCAUUUUGUCAGCGGGCUUCAAGGAGGCGAAGAAGGCAAAGAAGGCAGCAGCAGAAGCAGACCACGCCCAUAUAGUUUUCCCGUGUCGAAGCCUCACUCGCGCGAGGUGGUCCGAUGCGCGUGGCAAUGUGCAAGUUGUUGGUGCCGACGCCUGGCCCGAAGGCUGGGUGGGAGGAGGUCAACAAGAUACUCGAGAAGUUUGGGGCGCUCAUCGGGAAGACUUGGUCACUGGAGAAUCCGGAAGACUCCUGUGCAUGGGAGCACUCAAAGAUGGCCAAGAUCUUGAAAGGAAAGGGGUGCACAGAGUAUCGCCCGCGCCUAUGUUGCCGGUCCUUCAGUCGCCCCACAACACCUCUUUCUACACCAAGUCCACCCAACCUGGCGACUCGUUGCGCGAGAGCUCUUAUAGUAGCAAGAUCUGGUUCCCGCUGGGUGGUGCAUGGAGGGAGCAAGAGAGGGGCUUAGACGGGGAGGUGCUCCGGACCAACAUUGAUGAUGGCCGAGAAUUUGUGAACGGCUGCAUCCCUAACUGGAGCUCUGAUUGCGCGAUCCGUUCGCCAGCGGCAGUGGAACACAAACUCUCCUGGGCCUACUACCGUAUGCGUGGCAUGCGGGCAGCGCUGGGUCACACGGAUCAAGUGCCAAGCAGUAAGCAGAGUAGGCAGCAGUUCAAUUUCUGGACGGAUUUGCGGCCACCCUUCCGUAUCAAAGGGAUGAAGCGAGAUGCUGACGACGGACAUCCGGAUGGACCCUUGUUUCGGAUUAGCUAUUGCUGCCCUUUGGACUAUGUCACCGAAAGAAAGUGGGGCCGACGCACAGCUGAAGGGACCUUUGAGAACCUGGUGCAUGGCGUAGCUGAAGUUCGUAUCCCCAAGGACUUCCCGCAAGUUUCAACUCGCAUCAUUGUACUGAGCUGGGGGCGCGUGGAGAUCAAGUUCGGCACAAAGCCGAAAGUGGACAAAGAAGCAGGGGCCGUGGACCCCAAGAAGUGGAGCCCCAUCGCUGCCGAGUUCCACCUCAGGUCCAAUUGUAGCCGUUUGGCCAGCCUGCGCGAGUCCCUGCACGAGGCGAACCUCAAAAUGGCUGGGCAGUCGAAUCAGCAGGCGGUGAGGCCAUGGCAAAAGGCAUUGAUGAAGCCUUCUGCCACGUUGGCGGACUUCAUGAAGGCUGAGCAGCUGGAGCAGAAGGAGGUGGAGUCUGUCAAAAGAGAUCUCAGGCUACGCACUGCUUGUGCGGGCUUCAUUGAGAAUGCGGGAUGA